UAGUUUUUCUGCCUGUUUGAAUCUCAUCUAUUUGUUACAUUCUUCUGACAUUUUAGCCAGCACAACCAAGUUAAUGCUACUUAUUGUACUGUAUGUUUCUCCAGGAAAAAAACAACCGUUCAUCAGAAUUCAACACUGAAAACCUGGUGACGUCAGUAAUUAAUUUGUUUGUAGCUGGAACAGAAACAACCAGCACGACCAUCAGAUACGGGCUCUUGAUACUCCAGAAAUACCCGGAGGUAGAAGAGAAAGUGCAUGAAGAGAUUGACCGUGUGGUUGGCCGAGCCAGGGCGCCGUGCAUAGCUGACCGCGGGCAGAUGCCUUACACGGAUGCCCUCAUCCACGAAAUCCAGAGGUUCAUCUCUCUCGCCGCACUGAGUCUCCCCCACUCAGUGGCCAAAGACACCCCCUUCCGACAAUACGUCAUCCCAAAGGGCACCACCAUAUUCCCUGUCCUGAUCUCUGUGCUGUAUGACAACAAAGAAUUUCCAAACCCCACAGAAUUUGACCCACAGCAUUUCUUGAACAAAGAUGGGACCUUCAGGAAGAGUGACUACUUCAUGCCCUUCUCGGCAGGUAAACGGAUCUGCGCAGGGGAGGGCCUCGCCCGCAUGGAGCUGUUCCUCUUCUUGACCACCAUCCUGCAGCACUUCAAACUGAAGCCCCUCCAGGAUCCCAAGGACAUCGACAUCAGUCCCCUCAUGAGCAGCACCGGCAACUUCCCUCGGCCUUAUCAGCUGUCCAUUCUCCCUCGCUGAAGAGAAGGAGGACUCCGACCCACCGGAAACCAUCUGGCAGUGGGCGUUUUAUUUCAGCCUGCCGACAUUUUCCAGCCAGGCAACAAAACUGUAGAUUUAUGAACACUGGAGAGCCUUUUACUUAGACAAAGACAAUCUGCUUUCAUAGAAAGGGGAACUGGACCUCAGAACAUGUAGCAAUUGUUUCACCUUGAAAUCUGACAUUUGAUUUUGUUCCCUCUUUCUUGCUCACUACAAACUUCAUUCCUCCUUAAGACGUCUCCAAAUCACUGCUUUCCAAAACAGCAGGACACUUUGGGAAACGUGGGAAGCCUGAAAAUAAAAUCAACCCAUGAAAAAGACAUCUAGAACGUGAUUGGAGGGAGGGAUUCUAAAUGAAAUCUAACUGGGCACCUGUCCACAUAAACAAAAGCCAAGUAAAAAUUUGCUAGUCAUUAAUGUGUCACAAGAUUCCUUGUUCUCUUAAGUUAUGUUAUUGUUGUUUAGUCGUUAAGUCAUGUCCGACUCUUCGUGACCCCAUGGACCAGAGCACGCCAGGCCG
Molecule: messenger RNA, 1299 nt
Organism: Pogona vitticeps (central bearded dragon)
Lineage: Eukaryota; Metazoa; Chordata; Lepidosauria; Squamata; Agamidae
Source: RefSeq, a predicted model, not a curated record